Molecule: messenger RNA, 411 nt
Organism: Plasmopara halstedii
Lineage: Eukaryota; Oomycota; Peronosporomycetes; Peronosporales; Peronosporaceae
Exons: 2
Coding region: 1-411 (136 amino acids)
Source: RefSeq, a predicted model, not a curated record
AUGAAGAAAGAGAAAGAAUGGGUUUCUGAAUUAGAAGAGACGAAUCGAAUGUUGGAAACGAAAGUUGAUAGUCUGGAGCGAGAAAAGAUUGCGACGAUGAAAAAGCUUGAUGCUUCAAAUGAACAUGUAGAGGCGAAGAUAGUAGAAUUGGAUUUGUUAAAGUUGUCAUUAAACAAGACUCAAGACGAGGUACAAAAGCUUCAGACUGCGCUUCAAAAGUCUCAAGAUGAUAAUAAAAGGAUUAACGACAGAUUUGAAGAACAAAAGCAUCAAUAUCAACUAAUUUUAGAGAAAGAACGAGUUCAAAGUGAAGCUGAAGCACAGGCUCAAUCUCGUUCUCAGAAACUUCAGACUCAAUUUAACAUGCAGUUGGAUGAACAGACAACAAAAAAUUUGAAUUACAACAAGUAA